Uloborus diversus is the source of this 1722-nucleotide messenger RNA. RefSeq names its product angiotensin-converting enzyme-like. Gene Ontology annotation, cellular component: plasma membrane. Gene Ontology annotation, biological process: proteolysis. NCBI's taxonomy places the organism in Eukaryota, Metazoa, Arthropoda, Arachnida, Araneae, Uloboridae. Gene Ontology annotation, molecular function: peptidyl-dipeptidase activity; metallopeptidase activity. The record is from RefSeq and is a predicted model, not a curated record. The coding region runs from base 1 to 1722 and encodes 573 amino acids. The transcript has 12 exons.
AUGAAAGAUGCAUUAUCUGAAUUCGAGAAUGAAUCGGCAAAGGAAGCCGACAAAUUCAACUGGAAGGAGUUCGAAGACAAGAAUAUCACUAUUUACAGGUGGUUCCAAUACAUCCUGGACUUGGGAUCAAGCUCGUUUCCUCCAGAGAAGUCAAAAGAGCUAGAUAAAAUCAAAUCGGAUAUGAGCCUCAUAUACAGUAAAGCCAAAAUAUGUUCGUACAGAUCUAAGAAGAAAUGUGACUUGGGACUUGAAGAAGAUUUGAGGAAGAUCCUGCUCACCUCUCGCAACUACGAGGAACUGAAGUACAUUUGGAAAGAAUGGAGAGACACCACUAACAAAAAACUGAAAAAAAUGUUUCUUCAAUACCUCCAGCUCAGCAACGAAAUGGCCCGGAGUGAGGGUUUCAAGGACUAUGGUGAUAAGAUGAAGUCAGAAGAAAGUGUGAAAGACGUGGAAGUCGACAAAUUAAUGGAACAAAUAAAGCCACUGUACAAGCAGAUCCACGCCUACACGCGAAGAAAGCUGAUUCAACACUACGGGGCGAAAUACAUCAGGCCGGAUGGACCUAUUCCAGCGCACAUACUCGGUCAUAUGUUUUCUCAACAGUGGGCCCAGGUUUUUGAUAUUCUGAAUCCUUUUUCAAAAUCUGCUUCGCCGGAUGUGAGUGCGGAAAUGCAGAGGAGGAAAAUGAAACCGAUCGAGAUGUUUAAAAUAGCGGAAGAAUUCUUCACUUCGAUUGGAAUGCAACCAAUGACGGCAGAUUUCUGGCAGAAGAGCGUCAUCGAGAAGCCAAAGGACAAAGACAUGGUGUGCCAUGCAUCGGCUUGGAAUUUGCACGACGGAAAGGACUACAGGAUAAAGAUGUGCACGCAGGUGAACAUGGGGGAAUUUGUCACAGUUCAUCACGAGAUGGGACAUAUCCAGUACUAUCAGGAGUACGCGCAUUUGCCAGUGGCGUUUCAACACGGAGCUAACACAGGUUUCCACGAAGCUGUUGGAGACACAGUGGCUCUAUCUGUUUCCACUCCCACGCAUUUGAAAAAAAUUAAACUUCUCAAGAACUUUUCCACCAAUUCCAAUUCAGACAUCGCUUUCCUACUGAAAAUGGCCCUCGAGAAAGUUGUUUUCCUGCCGUCGUCCUAUAUUUACGACUCAUGGCGAUGGAAGGUAUUCAGCGGAGAAAUUCCCCAAAAAGUGAUGAACACACAAUGGUGGAAGAUGAGGAAUAAAUACGAAGGUCUCUGCCCUCCAGUGAGAAGGACAGACGAUGACCUGGAUCCUCUUUCUAAAUAUCAUGUGGCUACGGAUACGUUUUAUUUUAGGUAUUUCGUGGGUCAUUUGCUUCAGUUUCAGUUCCAUAAGGCUUUGUGCAAGGAGUCAGGACACAAAGGGCCACUGCACACUUGCGACAUCUACCAAAGCAAGAAGGCUGGAAAAUUGUUCAGCAAAAUGUUGCGUUUGGGGAGCUUGGUGCCCUGGAAGGAGGCUUUGUCCGUCAUAACGAAGAAUGAGACGGACGAGCUGAGUGCGGAUCCCCUGCUCGAGUACUUCGAGCCACUCUACAAGUGGCUCAAGGAACGGAACCGGAACGAGUUCAUCGGAUGGAAGAGCUCGGACCCCACUGUGUGUCCGGAGGCCACGGACAGCGAGGGAGAAGGGGCAGACGAACCGAUUUACAUCGAAGCCCGUAUCGAGUACGAUGACGAAGAAACGGAUGAAUAG